Messenger RNA from Aspergillus pseudotamarii, 1665 nucleotides. Its product is annotated as kinase-like domain-containing protein. Gene Ontology annotation, cellular component: mitochondrion. The record is from RefSeq and is a predicted model, not a curated record. The transcript is spliced from 6 exons. NCBI's taxonomy places the organism in Eukaryota, Fungi, Ascomycota, Eurotiomycetes, Eurotiales, Aspergillaceae. Bases 1 to 1665 code for a protein of 554 amino acids.
AUGAAAGCCUUCCGAGUGGCUCCAUCUAAAACUGUCCUAAAUUCUGCACCAUCCACGGGCUUGUUCCAUGGUUGUAGCUUGACGGGACGCUAUUUUCAUGCUGAUCGACACAAAAUUCACCACACCUUGCCGGGUGUGAAAGAUACAAAAGAUGAUGUUGAUGCCUUGAGGCGAUUGACGUCGGGCCGAUGGCUAUGGCGCGAGGAGGAACAACUUACAUGCCGUUACGUUAAGUUCGAGCUCCAAGAGCUCCUGGACAUUGCUGCGUCCGUUGUUGGAGCGCAAUCUUGCGCUCAAGUCCUGAAAGCUUCCGAAGGCCAGUAUAAUAAAGUCUUCUUACUGACUAUGGAUAAUGGGCGGGAAAUCAUUGCCAAAUUACCUAAUCCUAACGCCGGUCGACCUCAUUUCACGACAGCAAGUGAGGUUGCAACCAUGGACUUUUUACGAAAUGUCCUAAAUCUGCCUGUCCUGCGGGUCUAUGCAUGGUGCUCCAGAGCAACUAACAACCCUGUUGGCGCCGAGUAUAUUCUGAUGGAGAAACAGCCUGGCGUCAUGCUCAGCGAUCUUGUGUUACAGGUCGUUGACUUUGAAAAGACCCUUGCCACGACAAAGUUCACCGGCUUUGGUAGCUUUGGAAGAAAGAUAGAGAAUACCAAUUUUGCGAUUGGGCCGACAAAUCAUCGUGCGUUCUGCGAUUUUGGAAGAGGGUCAUUGGAAAUUGAUCGUGGGCCGUGGGCCUCAGCUAUCGAGUUCGCGACGGCAGUCGCGAAGAGGGAGAUCGCGAGUGUAAAGGGCGGACUCAAAUAUCCAUUGAUGCCAGAAGGUCUUUUCUAUGGACCGCGACAAUACCAGCCCAUGGCCUCAAAAAAGCUCUCAGCACUUCAUAAUUACCUCAAGGUAGCCACUUACACCCUUCCGGAGAACUCUAUCAGCCACGCAUCAGUUCUGUGGCACGGCGAUUUGAACUUGCAAAAUAUAUUCGUCGAUCCUAAGGAGCCAACACGAAUUCUGGGGAUCAUUGAUUGGCAAUCUGUAAGCCUUUGCCCACUGUUUACCCAGGCCACCCGUCCAGCUUUCUUGGAAUACGACGGUCCUCUUCCCGAGACAUUAGACAAGGUCCGUCUACCCGAGAACUUUGAGUCCUUGAGCCCAGCAGAACAGCAGAAAGCGAAAGCACUGCACCAAGCACAGACACUACAUAAUCUCUACUUAGCGCGGUCACGACAAGCCAACCCUCUGGUCUUCGAAGCUAUUCAGAGCCAAAAGACACUCCGUCAUCAAAUCAGUGUUAUCCCGGGGUUGACGAUAAUGGACUAUGAGCCGUGCCUCAACAAUCUUCUCAGAGACAUACAGAAGGAGUGGCCGAGUAUAGUCGGGCCAGAGUCGGAUGGAGCUUCAUCAAUACCUUGCCCGUUGCAGUUCUCGCCGGAUGAAGUGCAGGAGCAAGAACGGGAUGAAGAGCUGUGGGCUCAAGGUGUGAGGCUCAUGGAGGAAUUUACGAGCGACACGGGGUGCUUUAAGCAUUGGGAUGGGAGGGUUAAUGAACAGGAUUACGAGCUAUCGAGGAAACAGCUGGAUGACGGGGUGGAGAGGUUUCUGCAGCGUGAGGCAAGAAGUGAAGAGGAGCGGAGGGAGUGGCUUGAAGCUUUACCGUUUGUGGAUUAG